AUGGACUCCUAUCGCUACGCGCCGGUGGCCGAAUCCGAAAUCCGCCUGGUGACCAUUACAGAGGCCGAACAAGGGAAACUCGAAGCAACCAUCCAACAUGUCGACCUGGACCCUGAAGAUCCUCUGAAAUACACAGCACUGUCUUACUGUUGGGGCAACCCUACCAGCCGAAUUGACGUGCCCUGCGAUGGGAAGCUGCUGAGCAUCACGGCAUCACUCCACGAGGCGCUGUGCGAAAUCAUCCAUUUCAGCCCGAACAAGACCUUGUGGAUUGAUCAGAUAUGCAUUAAUCAAGAGGAUAACGCAGAUAAGUCCGCGCAGGUGAAAAAGAUGAAUUUGAUCUACGACAAGGCCGAGACAGUUCUUGCAUGGUUAGGACCGGCAAGUAAAUCCACCGCGCUGGGGGUGAAUUUCGUAAAGAAGGUUGGCGACAUUGCUCUUACCACCGCCACAGACAUGUUCCGAUGGGAUGAUUACGUCGACAAUGAGGAGCACAGCGCUACCAGGCUCGAACGGAAGGAAGAGUAUACCCAGGAGAAGUCUCACGAGCUGGGCAUCCCUUUUGAUGACCUGGCUUCCUGGGACGCCUUUUCAGAGUUUUUUGACAAGCCAUGGUACCAACGAAUGUGGAUCGUGCAGGAGAUCAUCCAAGCCCGCAAAGCCAUCGUCGUCUGUGGUCCCCACAGCGUGUCAUGGGAGCAUGUCAGUGCCGCAGCCCGAUGGUUCUGCUACAAGGCCGAAGCCAUACACGAUCGGAACAGUCGCAAUGUGGACGGCAUGUGUCUGAUCACCCAGAUGGUGUCUAUCCCGUGGCGCGCCAAGAUAGGCAGCGAAUACCGCCCCGAGCUGCUGGGGCAGAAGAUGCGCCCUACGUGCAGGUGGGGCUUGCGAGAUCUUCUCGAAGGACUACGGCCUCGUCUGGCUACCGAUCCCCGAGACAAGGUGUAUGGUGUGCUCGGCAUUAGUGUGCAGGAUGGCAGUUUCGGAGAAGAGGGGCUGACCGUGGACUAUUCCCUAUCCGUCAAGGAGAUUUUCACUCAAGCGACGAGGGAAAUCAUCAAGUCAGAUCCUACAAACGAUCUGAAUGUGAUAUGGUCGGCAAGGCAGCGGUGCGAUGAACCAGGCUGGCCGAGUUGGGUUCCUGAUUGGAGACAGUCGACGGGGUAUGGCUGCGCCUGGGGCAUUGGCAAGCCCUUCAACACGGCGCCACGCGUGAAUGGCGAACACCGAUUCAUUCCUACCGACGAUCCCUUUGCUCUGGCUGUACAGGGAACGACCCUCGGGCGGGUGACGUACAGAAGCCAGUACUCGCAUUUCGGGGAGCUCUUCGAACACAGUCGGCUCCGUGAAGUGUACCAGGAUUGCAUGGAUAGACUUCGGACCUAUCCAACUGGCGAAGAGGUUAGACAAGCCUUUGGCCUCACCAUUGUAGGCGGUCACUUGACCGAAGCAUUAGUGGAGACAGGCACCUCGGUGGAGACAUAUGCCGAAAAUUACAUGGACUUCUUCGACGUGACCCAAAUAUCACAGGCGAUACCGGCAGAAAGGGCUACCCGGGAAACACUGCUCAGAGCGUUCGGUGAAGGACUAGGAUUCGACAAGGGCUGGAUACUGGCAGUUCUGGACGCGUAUUGCGAGCGAAGAUUCUUCCUGACUGACACUGGUUACAUGGGAUUGGCUCACCACGAGGUGUUGGAAGGGGACCUGAUUGCUGUGAUCGUUGGCCUCAAGUGGCCGUGCGUUCUACGGCCAAAAACAGACAAUCAUGACGAUGGGUUCGAGUUUAUCGGCGAUGCAUACACACACGGGAUGAUGGAUGGAGAAGGAGUCCAGGACAUUCCCAAAGAUGAAUCCGAGGAAGGCCGGGGCCGUUAUGUAGGCCAGAAAUUCCUUUUGAAAUAG
This is a messenger RNA of Aspergillus wentii DTO 134E9, 1902 nucleotides long. RefSeq names its product HET domain-containing protein. Bases 1 to 1902 code for a protein of 633 amino acids. NCBI's taxonomy places the organism in Eukaryota, Fungi, Ascomycota, Eurotiomycetes, Eurotiales, Aspergillaceae. The transcript has 3 exons. The record is from RefSeq and is a predicted model, not a curated record.